Messenger RNA from Meira miltonrushii, 1820 nucleotides. RefSeq names its product alpha/beta-hydrolase. Gene Ontology annotation, cellular component: lysosome. The record is from RefSeq and is a predicted model, not a curated record. The transcript has a single exon. The coding region runs from base 256 to 1398 and encodes 380 amino acids. Gene Ontology annotation, molecular function: thiolester hydrolase activity; palmitoyl hydrolase activity. Lineage: Eukaryota; Fungi; Basidiomycota; Exobasidiomycetes; Exobasidiales; Brachybasidiaceae.
UUAAAGCCGAAACGGAGCAAAGCAUUGCAUCAGACAGACGGCGCGUAAUUACUGCGUGUGCUCUGCGCAGGGCUUAAAAGGCCAUCAAUAACAACCCACCGUGUAGACUGACUGCCUUUUUCUACUCCUGUGUCGGUGCCUUUAUGCAUGCAUCUCAUCUGAGCUCCACAGUAGGGCGUGAAAAAAGUGUUGGAUUCAUAUCAGGUCAUCAUUUCACAUCCGUAUUGCCAUCAUCAAAAUCAGCCUUCCUCAACAAUGCAUCCACUCUUUUUCAUAGGGGCUGUAUGGGCCCUGAUCGCCACAACAAUCAAUGCCUCUCCUCUCUUUGGACCUGCUUUUCAUCCGAUCGUGAUUUGGCAUGGAUUAGGCGAUAGUGCAUACUCUCAACCUAUGCAAGAAUUGGCAGAUCAAUUAAGACAAGCAUAUCCUGGAGUGUAUGUUAAAUUGAUCUCUUUGGCCGAUGAUCUUUCAUCUGAUCAACGUGCUGGUUUCUUUGGAAAUGUGAAUGAAGAAGUUGAACAAGUUUGUCAAGAUUUAGCAAUGGAUGAUCAAUUGCGUGAUGGCUUUGAUGCUAUUGGAUUCUCACAAGGUGGUCAAUUCUUACGUGCAUACGUUCAAAGAUGCAACAAGCCUGCUGUACGUAAUUUGAUCACUUUUGGAAGUCAACAUAUGGGCAUCAGUGAUUUGCCGGCUUGCAAACCGUCUGAGCUUUUAUGCCGUUUGGCUGAAGGCGCAUUGCGAGGUGGCAUUCAAACGGAAUAUGCGCAAUCCCACAUUGUUACUGCACAGUACUAUCGUGAUCCUACCUCUGUUGAACAUUAUCAACGGUAUUUAGAGGUGAACAAGUUCAUCGCUGAUAUCAAUAAUGAAGUACACCAAAACGAUGAAUACAAGGCUAACUUACAAAGUCUAGACAAUUUGGUUUUGCUCAUGUUUGAUAAAGACCACACCGUUGAGCCCAAACAAUCUUCCUGGUUUGCAUCCUAUCCUGUGCCAAGCAAUGACAGCUCCACACAAGGAAAAGAUGAACUAGAAGUUGAACCUCUUCGUCAAAGUUCUUUGUAUACAGAAGAUCGAUUAGGAUUAAAGACGUUGGAUAAACGAGGAGCUUUGGUGAUGGAAUUAUGCAAAGGUGUACAUAUGCAAAUCAAUGCAGCUUGUUCGAUGAAGGUAUUCGGACGUUAUGCAGGUAUUGCACCACCUUCAAAAAUCAUCCCUGGCUCCGUUCGUCAUGGAUGGGCAAGAACGGUGUAUACAUUGACAGGCUUACGUACAGGAUCAGUACCAGGAAGCGUUCAAUUCCUUUUCGUUUUGGCAUCAGUUUCUUUCGUCUUGGCUAUUACCAAUGGUAUACGGGCAGUGCAACAAUCACGUCAACGUGGUUCUAUUCGUAUAUAAUCUAGUCUUAUUGAAUCUUUUUUUUCGAUCUUGCUAUUAUGAUUUAAAUUAUUUAUAUUGCUCUAAUAGUGGCUACGAAUAUCCACCUUUACGUAUUCAGCUCUGGGUCUAGAGGUUGAAAGUGAAAUAGAAAUAAAUCUGCCCGAUAGCGAGCGAUUCUGCUCUCAGUCUACUUCUGCUGGCGGAGCAUAUUAAACAUAAUAUAUUAACACUGAUAUUAGUACUUCGUUAAAUAGGAAGAGAUAAGAACGAACAUUCCACGGGACAGGUAGCAAGAAGACGAUGUUUCCUGGGUCGAUGCAGCAAAAAAAUUGGUCCUUCUCGUUCACAUCAAUAGUCCAAAGAUCUGUAUGCUACUUCUGCCUCUACGGAAUCCAUAAGCAAGAAAGCUAUUAGGUGUGUUUGUUGUAUGUACGUCUUUA